AAAAUCUUAAAAAUUAUUUAAACUUUUUAUUAAAGUUAUUUUUGAAAUGUCAUGUUUUACCUUAAAAAAAUCAUUAUUACUGGGAGUUUUUGUUAUAUUUUUAUGUUUUUUUGACAAGUUUUGUCUACCAAAGUUAUUUAUAUUUUCACCAGAAAGACUUCAAGAACUUUCAGUAGAAGCAAUUAAAAAACAUAAAAAUGAUACGUUAGGUUUAAUGAAUGAAUUGGCAAAGAAUAUUAAAAAAGAAUAUGGAAAUGCAGUUCUUCCUUUAGAUCAUAGUAAAUGGUUUUUUAACAAUGCGGGAAAUGCUAUGGGUGCUAUGAUUAUUCUUCAUAUGUCUUUUUCGGAAUAUUUAAUUUUUUUUGGUACAGCUAUAGGAACAGAUGGACAUUCAGGUGUUCAUUUUUCGAAUGAUUAUUUCACUAUACUAAGAGGAGAACAAAAGGUUUUUGCACCAGGCGAGCUAAAACCAACAAUCUAUAAACCAGGAAUGCAAACAUAUUUACCACGUGGGAAAAAAAUUCAUUAUUCUAUGAUAGGCGAGUCCUGGGCUUUAGAAUUAGCACAAGGAUGGAUACCGUCUAUGCUUCCAUUUGGGCUUAUAGAAACAUUUUUUACCACACUAGAUUUUAGUACCUUUUGGUCUAGUAUUCGUUAUGCUUCAGAAGCUAUGUUCAAAAGUUUUAUAAAUGGCAAGUUUUAAUUAAACACGAUUUGCUAUUUUUAUAUUUAUGCAAUAAACCUUAA
This is a messenger RNA of Pneumocystis carinii B80, 747 nucleotides long. RefSeq lists its product as hypothetical. The transcript has 5 exons. Bases 47 to 703 code for a protein of 218 amino acids. NCBI's taxonomy places the organism in Eukaryota, Fungi, Ascomycota, Pneumocystomycetes, Pneumocystales, Pneumocystaceae. The record is from RefSeq and is a predicted model, not a curated record. Gene Ontology annotation, cellular component: endoplasmic reticulum. Gene Ontology annotation, biological process: ergosterol biosynthetic process.